Messenger RNA from Camelina sativa (false flax), 2415 nucleotides. RefSeq lists its product as uncharacterized. The record is from RefSeq and is a predicted model, not a curated record. Gene Ontology annotation, molecular function: protein binding. Lineage: Eukaryota; Viridiplantae; Streptophyta; Magnoliopsida; Brassicales; Brassicaceae.
GCCUCCCAAACGAAAACUAAAAAUUUUCACAGAACCGCCACAACGCUUUGAUAAAAUAAAAAGGCUCUCUCUCUCUCAUCUCUCUCGAUGAUAAUCUCCAAAUCCUUCAAAGCACCACCGCACAAACCCUCCGCCAGAUCUUCUUCUGCUUCGUCGGUGAUCUCAAACCAUCAGCAAAUGGAGAGCAGCCACCCGAAGCGCCAGCGAACCACCACACGUGUCUCCACUAGGAACUUGAAGCGAAAACUCAAUCGCAACACAGCAGAUGCUGCGUCACUCGUCAAGGCGGCUAACGACGAACAGCAAAGUCUCGUCCGCGCGAUCCGCAGCCACAUCGAUGUUCUUAACUCCGUCUUCUCAGAUGAUGAUGAUUUUGAACUCGAAGUUAUUGAAGACGCUGCUGGUGAUCUCGCCGACCUUGCUAAAAUCGACGAAAAUGUGGAAAUCAUCGUUGAAAAUGGAGCUAUCCCUGCGUUGGUGAAAUAUUUGGAAUCUCCGUGGGAUUCAGAAGUUGACGGUGAUGCUCCUAAAUCUUGUGAGCAUAAGCUUGAGAAAGAUUGUGCUAUUGCUCUCGCACUUAUUGCUGCGAUUCAGCCUGGUUACCAGCAGCUCAUUGUGGAUGCUGGAGCUAUAGUUCCAACCGUGAAGAUGUUGAAGAGACGGUGUACUUGUUGUGAAACUACGGCUGCUAAUGCUGUUAUUAGGAGAGCAGCUGAUAUAAUCACUAAUAUUUCUCAUGACAAUCCAAGGAUUAAAAAAGACAUAAGGGUUGAAGGUGGCAUUCCACCACUUGUUGAGCUUCUAAAUUUUCCGGAUGAUAAAGUACAGAGGGCUGCUGCAGGGGCCUUGCGAACAGUUUCUUUUAGAAACGACGAGAAUAAGAUCCUAAUUGUGGAGUUGAAUGCUUUGCCUACGCUUGUAAUGAUGCUUCAAUCUUCAGAUCCUUCUGUGCACGGUGAAGCGAUUGGGGCUAUCGGAAAUCUUGUCCACUCAUCUCCUGAUAUCAAGAAAGAGGUCGUCCGUGCUGGUGCAUUGCAACCAGUAAUUGGUCUACUUAGCUCCACUUGUUUGGAAACACAAAGAGAGGCAGCAUUAUUAAUAGGUCAAUUUGCUGCGCCUGAUUCAGAUUGCAAGGUGCACAUUGGCCAAAGAGGUGGCAUUACACCCCUGAUUAAGAUGCUUGAAUCAUCAGAUGAGCAGGUCGUGGAGAUGUCAGCUUUUGCUCUUGGUCGUUUGGCACAGGACGCACACAAUCAAGCUGGCAUUGCACAUAGAGGAGGUAUCAUCGCGUUACUAAAUCUUCUUGAUGUGAAAACGGGGACUGUGCAACACAAUGCUGCAUUUGCCUUGUAUGGCCUUGCAAACAACGAGGAAAAUGUUGCAGAUUUCAUAAAGGCUGGAGGAAUUCAAAAGCUUCAAGAUGACAACUUCACUGUUCAACCGACUAAAGAUUGUGUGGUGCGGACAUUGAAGAGGCUACAGAACAAAAUUCAUGGACCCGUACUAAAUCAAUUAUUAUACCUAAUGAGAACCGCUGAGAAGACUAUAAAAAUACGAAUUGCUCUGGCUCUUGCACAUCUUUGUGACCCUAAAGAUGGAAAACUGAUUUUUAUUGAUAACAAAGGAGGAGAACUAUUGUUGGAACUUCUUUAUUUCUCAAGCGUCAAGCAGCAGAGAUAUAGUUCAAGUGCUUUAUACGAAUUAGCUACAAAAGCUACAUCCUUUGCAACAGAGGACUCAGCUCCUGCCUCACCCACCCAACAGGUAUUUUUGGGUGAAAAAUACGUGAACAACCCUACUUUGUCCGAUGUCACAUUUCUCAUUGAAGGUAAACAAUUCUCUGCUCACAAGAUUUGUUUGGUAGCUUCCUCUGAUAUAUUUCGUGCAAUGUUUGAUGGUCAAUACAAGGAACGCAAUGCCCCAAAUGUGGAGAUCCCAAAUAUAAGAUGGGAAGUGUUUGAGCUUAUGAUGAGGUAUAUAUACACAGGGAGAGUUAGCAUCCCUAAACAUUUGGCUAAAGAACUGCUUGUAGCAGCUGAUCAAUAUCUUCUCCAAGGCCUCAAACGUCUAUGUGAAUACACAAUUGCACAGGAAAUCUGUCUAGAUAAGAUACCAGCAAUGUAUGAGUUAGCAGAUACGUUCAAUGCUUUAGCCUUAAGACGAGCCUGCACGCUCUUUGUUCUUGAGAAUUUUACUAAGCUCAGCACUCAAUUAUGGUUUGCAAACUUUGUCAAGCGAAUUGUACCUGAAAUCCGGAUUUACAUCACUGAUAUUCUCAACAGGCCGGUCGAAGCAAGCACCCCAACCCAUGUAUAAAAUAAUAUGUAACUAGGUUUCGGUUUAAUUGAAAUUGUCGAUUUAUAUGACUCAUUAGAUGAAGUUAAUUUUUGUUUGAGAACCGGUCUGUAUUUUGUU